CAGUAUGUCACUAGGAUGGGAUUUGAGCCUUUUGCCUACAGAGGCCUGGAGACUGGUAGCCGUCAAGUGGCAUCACACGUUGUCAUGCAGAAUAAGAUUCUGUUUGAGUUUAAAAACAUGCUGAAUCCACAUGACCCAAAAGCUCUACUGUUUUUCGACAAAACCCAAGGUAUUGUCACAGAGUAUGAGAAGAAUCUCCGUUUCUGUUCCGUGGACGACUCCCAGGUACAAACAGAGUACUCCUCCCUAUGCUCCAUUGUCGUCUCCAACUUCGAAGAGACCAUCAUGCCCAUCAACGAGCCUGCAGUUGGUAAACGCAAGAGCCAGAUUCAGGAAUAUGUGGACUACUAUGGUGGUGCAGGUGUGCAGCACAUUGCUCUGAACACUGACAACGUCAUCCAUGCUGUGUCCAACUUGAGGGCCCGAGGCCAGGAGUUCCUUUCGAUCCAAAAGACAUACUACAUUAAUCUGAUGGAGAGGCUGAAAUCCUCACCAGUGAAAGUUACGGAAGAUCUAGACAAGCUUGAGAAGCUGCACAUCCUGGUGGACUAUGAUGACAAUGGCUACAUGCUGGAGAUCUUCACCAAACCCAUGCAGGACCAACCCACUCUCUUCCUCGAGGUAAUACAGAGGGAAAACAACUAUGGUUUUGGGGUCGGUAAUUUUAAAUCGUUGUUUGAAGCUAUCGAGAUAGAUCAAGCUGAACGAGGCAAUCUGUAACCGAGCAUUUAUCACCUUCCCUUGGAUAUGAUGACUAGAAAUUCAACAUUGACUUUACAUAAAGCUUACAUAAUUUAUGCAGACUGUAAAAUUAAGUUACACUUUAUGUGUUUAUUUCAAAUUGAUAGAAAACGUUAAUAAUUAUUUCCUUUAUAAAAAUGGAACAAGGUUUGGUUGUAGAUGCAUAUUUUUAGAAAGGUUUGUUAAAACAUUGACCUGAUAUUUGCUCAAAAUUAUCUGUCGCUUUGAUUCAGUUAAUUUUAAAGCAACUUAAAUACAUAUCCAUGUUGGUGCUCUGUUAUGAAUUAAUGUUGAUAUUGUAUACACUUAAAUGUUAUUGGUAAAAAUGUUAAUAUUAUGUAUAAGCCUGAUUUAACUUGUAAAUUAUUAAAGACAUACAUCUGGCAUUGGGUGAAGGUUGUAAACGCUAUUCAUAUUGUUGACCAUAAUACCUUGUGAG
Messenger RNA from Dreissena polymorpha, 1180 nucleotides. RefSeq names its product 4-hydroxyphenylpyruvate dioxygenase-like. NCBI's taxonomy places the organism in Eukaryota, Metazoa, Mollusca, Bivalvia, Myida, Dreissenidae. Gene Ontology annotation, cellular component: endoplasmic reticulum membrane; Golgi membrane. The record is from RefSeq and is a predicted model, not a curated record. Gene Ontology annotation, biological process: L-tyrosine catabolic process. Gene Ontology annotation, molecular function: 4-hydroxyphenylpyruvate dioxygenase activity.